CCUCUCCCUGCUGCUCUAUAAAUCUGCCAAAUCUGCUCCACUGUUAUCUCCUCUCUCUUUUUCUACCUUCUCUGCCAUGGAGAUUGGAACAAGAGUUCAAAAAGAAACAUUAUAUUAAGAGCUCCCUUUUGUAUAAUUUAGUGGCUUUGCAUGUGCUGUAGAGUAACACACUCACUUUAUAUUCUAAUAUCCCAACUGGAACCGUCCAUCCAUCUUACUCUCUCGUCAGUCUCUCACUCCUCUCACCUGCAUAUAAAUUAACACCCUCUUCUCUUCUAGGCUUCUCCCCUUCUUUCUCUCUAUCUUCUGCUCUUACAUUUUUCUGUUCAAUUUCGGGGAACUCAAAGUUCAUACUCAUAAUUCAGUAAGAUAACAAAUGGGUGAAGACGCUAAGCAGGAACAAGCUAAGGCAGAGCCUAAGCCAGAGGAGAAGGCCGAGGCGAAAGUAGAGGAAAAGAAAGAAGAAGAGGAGAAAAAGGAAGAGCCAAAGCCUCCUUCUCCCUUCGUGUUGUUUGUAAACUUGCACUGUGUGGGAUGUGCAAAGAAGAUUGAGAGGUCCAUCAUGAGAAUUAGAGGAGUGGAGGGGGUUGUGAUAGAUAUGGCUAAAAAUGAAGUGACCAUAAAGGGAAUAGUGGAGCCUCAGGCAGUGUGCAACGAAAUCUUGAAGAAAACCAAGAGAAAAGCAAAAGUCUUGUCCCCAUUACCAGCUGCUGAGGGUGAACCCAUUCCAGAAGUUGUUGCCUCACAGGUUAGUGGACUUGUAACUGUAGAACUCGAAGUUAACAUGCACUGUGAGGCCUGUGCAGAGCAACUCAAGAAAAAGAUACUCAAACUCAGAGGAGUGCAAAGUGCUGUGACUGAUCAUAGUAGCGGGAAGGUAAUGGUGACAGGGACCAUGGACGGGGACAAGCUAGUAGAGUAUGUGUAUAGACGAACCAAGAAGCAAGCCCGAAUAGUCCCACAACCCGAGCCCGAACCCGAGAAGAAAGAAGAUGAGAAGCCAGCUGCAGAAGAAGCAAAACCCGAAGAGGAGAAGAAAGAAGAAAAUGCAGGGAAAAAAGAAGAGGAUAAACCGGCAGAAGGGGAGGGAAAGAAAGAAGAGGGCGGAGCUGACGGGGGAGAAAGUAAUAAUAAGGAGGAGGAGAAAGGUGGCCAGGAGAACAAAGAAGAGGGGAAGAAGGUGGGAGAGAUGAUGAGUGGCAGUUACGUAAAUAGUGGCAUGGAUGAGGAACAGAUGAAAAGAAUGAUGCAGUACUAUUAUCAACCUCUUUUCGUGAUUGAGAGAAUCCCACCUCCUCAGCUGUUCAGUGAUGAGAAUCCCAAUGCGUGUUGCAUUUCAUGAACAACUUGAUCACGAUCAAUAAUCCUUCAAUAUUCCAUAAUAACAGUGUAUUAAAAUGUUAUUAUGUUACUUAAUUAUGUAAUAUAUAAAGUGCCACCACUCGUGACCAGAAUUUUAGACAAGUUUUGAGUUAAUUUGGUGGAUAUGGUAUAUGAAGUGGAAUAAAUAUAAUAUACGUUUCCUACAAAUUGAUCAAUAAGAUA
Malus domestica (apple) is the source of this 1545-nucleotide messenger RNA. Its product is annotated as heavy metal-associated isoprenylated plant protein 9-like. NCBI's taxonomy places the organism in Eukaryota, Viridiplantae, Streptophyta, Magnoliopsida, Rosales, Rosaceae. Gene Ontology annotation, molecular function: metal ion binding. The record is from RefSeq and is a predicted model, not a curated record.